UAUGGCCUUAAUAUAUUGUCAUGCUCCGAAAUGCCAAUGUGGCUCUUCUUGAGGCUAAUGUGACACCGUAUUCAUUACCUCUCUCCUGUCUCAUAUUUUCCACAGAAGGGAAGGACGAGUGUGACUGACUGAACAUAAUAACGAUGGCAGACAAGUGGUCCGUCCCCCACAGGAACCUGAGCUCACCCUGCAAAUUUCCACUUUCCCUGCUUCUAUUCCUUUAAGGAUACUCUGACCUUCACAUAUUCAGCCUGAAUGACAACCCAAAGCAGGGCAAAUUGAAAGGUUGCUACUCUCUGCCAAGGACGACAACAGGCGAAGUUGCUGCUUUGGGGUACUUGACAUCAGCAGAAAUACACCCUGUUGUCAUAGCAAAUGAUUUGGUGUUUUCGAAUUUAACGCCUCUAACACCAGACCCCAUAAGGACCAAUUACAAGCUGAAGAAAGGAGGACCAAGAUGAAAGAUUUGUUUGCAGUCUGUUUGCUGGCAGGACUUGCGCUGACUAACUCAGUUCAGGCCUCCGACUGGAGGGCUGUGUGCCUCAAACUGUGCAAAUGUGAAAUUCGACCCUGGUUCUCUCCCUCGUCCAUGUAUAAUGCGGCUCCAACUGUGGAUUGUAAUGAUCUAGGACUUCUGUCUCUGCCUGAGAGGCUGCCCUCAGACACACAAGUACUUCUAUCACAGGCCAACAGCAUCGCAAAGAUUGAGAGUCCCUUGAACUAUCUGGUAAACUUAACAGAGGUGGACCUAUCUCGAAACAACAUAUCCUCAUUGAGUGAUGUCUAUCUAGGUCACCUUCCACAACUUCUGUCUUUGCAUCUAGAGGAGAACUGGCUAAGCAGCCUUCAUGAUAACUGCUUUGAAAACUUCCCAAACUUACAGGAGCUCUAUGUUAACCAUAACCUUCUCUCCUUGAUCAGUGCAGAGGCUUUCCGAGGGCUUAACAAGCUCUUGAGGCUCCAUCUUAAUUCGAACCAGCUGAGGGCCAUAAGAACAGAGUGGUUCCAGGAUCUUUUCCAGCUGGAAAUCUUGAUGAUAGGAGAGAAUCCAAUCACCAGAAUACAAGACAUGAAUUUCAAGCCCCUAAUCAAUCUCCGCAGUCUUGUGCUAACCAGAAUGAACCUUACUGAAAUCCCUGACAGUGCCCUGUUUGGACUUGAUAAGCUGGAAAGCGUGUCAUUCUAUGAUAAUAUGUUCCCAAAAGUACCUCAAGCUGCUCUCAGACAAGUCCGGAACCUCAAGUUUCUGGACCUUAACAAGAAUCCCAUAGAGAGGAUCCAAAGGGGUGACUUUGUGGACAUGAUCCAUUUGAAAGAACUUGGUAUUAACAGCAUGCCGGAGUUAGUUUCCAUCGACAGUUUUGCUGUGCACAACCUACCAGAGCUGACCAAAAUCGAAGCAACGAACAACCCCCGACUUUCCUUCAUCCAUCCGAAUGCAUUCUCCAAACUCCCCAGGCUUGAGUCCUUAAUGUUGAAUAGCAAUGCACUCCGGGCACUUCAUCAUGUCAUGGUGGAAUCCUUGCCUCACCUUCAGGAGGUGAGCAUGCACUCCAACCCCAUUUACUGUGACUGUGUCAUCCGCUGGAUCAAUAUGAACAAGACCAAGGUUCGCUUCAUGGAUCCGGAUGCCCUCUUAUGUGCAGGGCCCUCAGAAUUUGAAGGUCGUCUUGUCAGGCAUGUGCACUUCCGUGAAAUGGCGGAUAUCUGCCUACCACUAAUAUCUCCGGAAAGCCUUCCUGAUCAGGUCAAUAUGGGUGCUGGGAAUUCAGUCUCUCUACACUGCAGGGCAUUUGGCGAUCCUGAACCUGAGAUCUACUGGGUCACACCUUCAGGCGAGAAGAUCUUACCUCAGAUGUUUACCAAGAAGUAUCACCUGCAUCCUGAGGGAACGUUUGAUAUUAACGGUAUCACAGAGAACGAGGCUGGGCAGUACACCUGUGUGGCCCACAAUCUCAUAGGUGCAGACAUGAGAUCUGUCUCAGUUGUAGUAAAUGGUUACUACCCACUGCCGGUAAAUGAAUCCUUGCAAAUCCAAGUCAAAGGGAUUGAGCCACAUUUGGUGAGGAUUUCUUGGGUGCAACCCAAGGGCAGUCUUGUGUCGAAUAUUAAGUGGUCAACAACAUCACAGCAGCCCUCCUUGCAGUUCACCGCCCAUGUGUUGUCAGAUGUAAAAACGUUCAACCUCACACACUUGCAGCCACUGAUGCAGUACGAGGUGUGUGUGCAAAUUACGGACCUGCAAAGUAGAUAUUUGAAAAACUGCAUAAAUGUCAGCACCACUGAGGUUUCAAUAGGAAAAACCGAUGAUGGUAUCAGGGACGGAUUGAUAAUUGGCAUCAUUGCGCUGCUCCUGAUCGUGUCCGCAGUAUUCUGUUCGUUCAUUUGCAUGUUAUGGAGGAGUGAUCACCUUUACAGGAAAUUACGAAAUCAGCAGUCCACACUAUUACCCUCACACAUUAAACCAAUAUGAGGGUCAAGGGCUAAAGUAAGUGAUGCAGAAACUCCAUUUGAGAGAAGAACAACAGUUUGUGAUGCAGUGGACACUGGACUGUGUCUCUAAUAACUCUCUCAAUCUUAUACCGACUCACACCUUUGGAUCAUUAUGAAAUGGAUUCUGUGUGGUUUGUGGUUCUUGCUAAAUCUGACAUUGAUUGCCAAAAAGUCACUUAUUGUUUAAAUGUCACACUUCACUGGGAAGCAUGAAGAGAAUCGUUAUUUCAUGCAGGAUUAAAGAACAGCACAUGAAAGGUUGGGCCUGACUAUUUACUAAGAGCGCAAAGCAUCAGUGGGCGAGUCUUUUUAUUGUGGGCUUGUAGCAACACUACUUGUGCUGUGUCAUUGGUAAAAUAAAUAAUGUCAAGUUUAUGAUGGACUACGCUUUGUAGAAUAAAUCAUAACAGUAAAACCUGUACGACACUUUGUGAUAAAAUACAUUUAUACAGAAAA
Carassius carassius (crucian carp) is the source of this 2949-nucleotide messenger RNA. RefSeq names its product leucine-rich repeat neuronal protein 3-like. The coding region runs from base 458 to 2473 and encodes 671 amino acids. Lineage: Eukaryota; Metazoa; Chordata; Actinopteri; Cypriniformes; Cyprinidae. The record is from RefSeq and is a predicted model, not a curated record. The transcript has a single exon. Gene Ontology annotation, molecular function: protein binding.